CUGUCGUGCACUGUGGGAGUCGCAGCCGGUUGUUCAAUUUCAGAUUCGCAGAGAGGCAGUUGUAUUACAAUCAUGGAGGAAGCAAAAAACAAGGAGAAAAAACUACCAGAAAAGACGGAGGAGAAGGGGCAGCAGCCUCCGGGAAAGGACAAAGAAAAGAAAGAGGAGCAAGAGCUGUCUGAAGAAGACAAGCAGCUUCAAGAAGAGUUGGAGAUGAUGGUGGAGAGACUUGGUGAGAAGGACACCUCCCUUUACCGGCCAGCCCUGGAGGAGCUCCGCAGGCAGAUCCGCUCCUCCACCACCUCCAUGACCUCUGUGCCCAAGCCCCUGAAGUUCCUGCGCUCGCACUAUGCCAAGCUGAAGGAAAUCUACGAGGGCAUGGCUGCUGGGGACAACAAGCGCUUCUGCGCAGACGUGGUGUCGGUCCUCGCCAUGACGAUGAGCGGUGAACGGGAGUGUCUGAAGUACCGUCUGCUGGGCUCACAGGAGGAGCUGGCAUCCUGGGGCCACGAAUACGUUAGGCACCUGGCAGGAGAGGUGGCCAAGGAAUGGCAGGAGGUGGAUGAGAGCGACCGGGGCCAGCAAGAGACCCUGCUGAAGCUGGUGAAGGAGAUCGUCCCUUACAACAUGGCCCACAACGCCGAGCACGAGGCCUGCGACCUGCUCAUGGAGAUCGAGCGGCUCGAAAUGCUGGAGGACUACAUCGACGAGAACGCCUACGCCAAGGUCUGCCUCUACCUGACCAGCUGCGUGAGCUACGUGCCAGAGCCGGAGAACUCUGCUCUGCUCAAGUGCGCCCUCAAAAUCUUCCGCAAAUUCAACCGUUACCCAGAGGCGCUGCGCCUGGCCCUGAUGCUUAAUGACAUGGAGCUGGUGGAGAACAUCUUCACCUCCUGCAAGGACAUUGUCAUCCAGAAGGAGAUGGCCUUUAUGCUGGGGAGACACGGCAUGUUUCUGGAGCUCAAUGAGGACGUGGAGGACUAUGAGGACCUGACUGAGAUCAUGUCCAACGUGCAGCUCAACAGCAACUUCCUGGCGCUGGCUAGAGAGCUGGAUAUUAUGGAACCCAAAGUCCCAGAUGACAUCUACAAAACUCAUUUAGAAAACAACAGGUUUGGGGGCAGUGGUUCUCAGGUGGACUCUGCUAGAAUGAACCUGGCCUCCUCCUUUGUGAACGGGUUCGUCAAUGCAGCCUUUGGGCAGGACAAGCUGCUGACCGACGACGGCAACAAGUGGCUGUACAAGAACAAGGAUCAUGGAAUGCUGAGUGCUGCUGCCUCCCUGGGCGUGAUUCUGCUGUGGGAUGUGGAUGGAGGUCUGACUCAGAUUGAUAAAUACCUGUACUCUUCUGAAGACUACAUCAAGUCGGGUGCCUUGCUGGCUUGUGGCAUCGUGAACUCUGGUGUGAGGAACGAGUGUGACCCUGCCCUCGCCCUGCUGUCAGAUUAUGUUCUGCACAACAGUAACAUCAUGAGGAUAGGGGCCAUUUUUGGACUCGGCCUGGCGUAUGCUGGAUCCAACAGAGAAGAUGUGCUUUCACUGCUACUGCCUGUCAUGGGGGACUCUAAAUCGAGCAUGGAGGUGGCAGGUGUGACUGCACUGGCGUGUGGUAUGAUUGCUGUGGGCUCCUGCAAUGGGGAUGUCACCUCCACCAUCGUGCAGACCAUCAUGGAGAAGUCUGAGCAGGAUCUGAAGGACACCUAUGCCCGCUGGCUGCCUUUGGGCUUGGGACUGAACCACCUUGGGAAAGGCGAGGCCAUCGAGACCACACUAGCUGCUCUGCAGGUGGUUCCUGAGCCCUUCCGCAGCUUUGCCAACACGCUGGUGGACGUGUGCGCUUACGCAGGCUCAGGGAAUGUACUGAAAGUUCAACAGCUGCUACACAUCUGCAGUGAGCACUAUGACACCAAGGACAAAGAAGAGGAGAAGGAUAAGAAAGACAAGAAGGAGAAAGAAAAGAAGGAGAGCUCUGCUGACAUGGGCUCCCACCAGGGUGUGGCUGUUUUGGGCAUUGCCCUCAUUGCAAUGGGUGAAGAAAUUGGGUCGGAGAUGGCUCUGCGGACAUUUGGACAUCUGCUGCGGUAUGGGGAGCCCACACUUAGGCGGGCGGUGCCCCUGGCCCUUGCCCUCAUCUCCGUCUCCAACCCCCGCCUCAACAUCCUGGACACGCUGAGCAAGUUCUCCCAUGAUGCUGACCCAGAGGUCUCGUACAACUCCAUCUUUGCCAUGGGCAUGGUGGGCAGUGGAACAAAUAAUGCCCGUUUGGCUGCCAUGUUGAGGCAACUGGCACAGUAUCAUGCCAAGGACCCAAACAACCUCUUCAUGGUCAGGCUGGCACAGGGUCUGACUCAUCUGGGUAAAGGCACACUCACCUUGUGCCCAUACCACAGCGACAGGCAGCUGAUGAGCCAGGUGGCAGUGGCCGGAUUGCUCACUGUCCUCGUUUCCUUCCUUGACGUCAAGAACAUCAUCUUGGGGAAGUCCCACUAUGUCCUGUAUGGCCUAGUGGCUGCAAUGCAGCCCCGAAUGCUCGUCACCUUCGACGAGGAGCUGCGGCCGCUGCCCGUGUCUGUCAGAGUUGGACAGGCGGUAGAUGUGGUGGGCCAGGCCGGGAAGCCCAAAGCCAUCACGGGAUUCCAGACGCACACUACACCUGUACUGCUGGCCCAUGGCGAGAGGGCUGAGCUUGCCACAGAGGAGUAUAUCCCUGUCACCCCUAUCCUGGAAGGCUUUGUCAUACUGCGCAAAAACCCCAACUAUGACGCUUAAGCCCACUGUAACCCAGCUCCCGCCCCUCAGCCUCCGUUUCCAAGACUGAGCUGGCAGCUGGGUGUGCAAGCCUGGCUGACCUUCCUCCUCGUACCCUGGUUCCGUGUGAUUGCAGCCACUGCUAAAAAUAUUAGCUGGUCAUCAGGCAGUUUAGUGGGUUUUAGGUGGGGGACAGAGUAUCCCCAACCAAAUAUUGGCCCAGGAUAUUCUAACUCUAACUCAAACCCAAGCCCAACAAGUGCUGUGUGCAUAAGCGAUCUAUGGUCCUCAAAACUUUACAUUAUUUGGAGGAAUGAGUGCCAGGGUGGCCCACCUUUGCUCUGUGGACCUCAGUUUCUUCUGUGGAUAAACAUAGCUCCUCAGCUUUACUUUGUGUGUGGGCUGUGGUUUAAGCCUCAGGGGGAAAUGGGAGCCACUAUUGCUCUAGGUACAUGGUACCCCUGAACCAGCCCUAUGAUUAACCUAUACAUUUUUGGUUCUAAAAAAAAAUCUAAAACUGAUCCAGGGUAAGUGCUUUGGGGACACGAUCUUCAACCUCUUUUCUAUUCUCAGUCUUUCUCCCAAGUUAAGACAAGGUUCAGUUCUGUAACAUCCAUAUAAAUGCCUAGAGGUAGACAGAUGUAAGAACAUCAGUCGCCAAAUACUUUCAGCUGGUUUUUUUCCCCCACAUUCUUUUUAGUUCUGAACCUUCCUCCUUUUGUAAUAAGAGCAUGUAAAAUGUCUGCUAUAUCCAGUUUGUUAUUUUUUGUUGUCAUUGGUUUUGUUACAGCACUGUAAUAUGUUGAAAUAAAAUCAUUUCUGAUCUA
Molecule: messenger RNA, 3575 nt
Organism: Conger conger (European conger)
Lineage: Eukaryota; Metazoa; Chordata; Actinopteri; Anguilliformes; Congridae
Gene: psmd2
Product: proteasome 26S subunit ubiquitin receptor, non-ATPase 2
Exons: 21
Coding region: 73-2769 (898 amino acids)
Biological process (GO): proteasome-mediated ubiquitin-dependent protein catabolic process; regulation of protein catabolic process
Cellular component (GO): proteasome storage granule; proteasome regulatory particle, base subcomplex; nucleus
Molecular function (GO): enzyme regulator activity
Source: RefSeq, a predicted model, not a curated record